AAGGCGAUUAAGAUGGCGGCCGGUGCCGCGCAGGGGCUCUCUCCCCGCUGCCGACUCUAGGGAAGAGCUCGCCCAGCACACUCGCCCUCUUGAAGACGUGGAUGCCCAGUUAGCCAUUACAGCUUUUCCUGCCUUAGUUGCCCCACCCGCUUCACUACUCAGCCCGGGUCUACCUAUUCCGGCCCUCGCUCCUCACAGCAGCCCAGUACAAUGGGGGUGCAAGGUUUCCAGGAGUUCCUGGAGAAGCGCUGCCCCGGGGCCGUGGUGCCCGUCGACCUCUUGAAGUUGGCCAGGACAGUGGCCCGACAGCAGCACCGGGCAGGCCUGUCACCUGGGGGUUACCCUCCGGCUCCUCCACCGCCACCUCCUCCUCCACAACCACAGCACCCUUCGGCUGCUGGUCCCCCGCCCUGCCGGGUAUUGGUGGACGCGGACUCGGCCCUGCAGCGGCUCUAUGGGGGUUACCAGACGGACUGGGUGUGCGGCGGCCAGUGGAAUGCCAUGCUGGGCUACCUAGCGGCGCUGUCUCAGGCCUGCCUCUACCAGGGGGGGCUGGAGUUGGUGGCCAUGUUCAACGGGACUCUGGCCAAGGAGAGGCUUCCCGAGUGGGCCCGGCGGGCUCAGGGCGAGAGGCAGACGGCUCAACUCAUUGUCAGCCACGUCGGGAACAAGGGCACCCCGCCCCCCCGGGCCUGGUUCCUGCCUCCGGCCUGCCUGGCGCACUGCAUUCGCUUGGCAAUGAUCCGGUUCCGUGUGAAGGUGUUCCAGAGUCUGGAGGAUCAUCACCUGGAGGUGGUUUCCUUCUUCCGGGAGAGCGGCUUCCACGGUCUCAUCGCCCACGACUCGGAGUAUGCGCUCUGCAACAUUCCUUCUUACUACAGCUCGCACGCGCUCAAACUCAGCUGGAACGGGAAGAACCUCACCACCAACCAGUUCCUCAUGCAGGAGGUGGCCAAGCAGCUGGGUCUCAAGAUGAGCAACUUUCCCAUCUUUGCUGCCCUGUUGGGCAAUCACAUCCUUCCCGACGAGGACCUUGCAGCGUUUCACUGGAGCUUGCUGGGACCAGAUCAUCCACUGGCGUCUUUAAAGGUUCGCGCUCACCAGCUUGUCCUGCCGCCUUGCGACGUGGUGAUUAAAGCCGUCUCGGAGUACGUGGGAUCCAUCAAAGAUGCAUCAAAUCUGGACGCGGUGGGAAAAGAAAUCUUCAGACACUCGCAGUCCAGGACAGAAGAUAAGAUAGAGCGUUUCAAGAAAGCCGUGGAAUAUUAUUCAGUAGCAACCAAGCAGCGUCCGCCGCAGCUCAACGCGUCCCCUUUUGUUGUUGCAGGGUACGGACCCAGUCAGUUCGGAGUACCGCCGCUACAUCAUGGCCAGAUGGGAGGCAUGCCGCUCGCUAAACCCGUGUUCGGACACCACAUGCAAGCCAAGAUGCAGUAUCCGCACCCCUUUCCUCCAGGGCCCAACUCUGGCUUCUUGUUUUCUCCCCACCCCUUGGGCGACUUGCCCCACUUCCACGAUGAAAGCAUGUUAAAGGGUGGGCCGUUCUCAGGGUGGUCUCUUCCCUAUGAUUCUUCUGCUUCCAAGUUCCCCAAUCAUCUGACUAUAAAGCCCUCUCCAUCAUCCGGCCAGGAAUCUUCACCAUCUUCUUCAUCUGAUGAAGAUCAGGAUGGGGCUACUGCCAACCACGUCACCGAAACCCGUCAACACAAGUCUAGCUGGGAGGAAUCGUCUGGGGAGAAACACUCCCAAUCCUGGAACCAGCAAGCAGGACCCGGCGAGCCGAACCCCACCAUGGGGAACACAGAAUCGCAGAUUCCAUCCUUACUGUCCAUGGCAACUCGCAAUCACAUGGAUAUCACAACGCCACCUUUGCCUCCGGUGGCUCCUGAGGUCCUGCGAGUGGCCGAGCACAGACAUCGUCGUGGUCUUAUGUACCCGUAUAUCUAUCAUGUCCUCACCAAGGGUGAAAUCAAACUUCCUGUCUGCAUCGAGGACGAGUGCAACACGGACCUCCCCCCGGCGGUGAUCCUUUUCCGACCGGCCCGCCAGUACGUCUACGGAGUUCUCUUCAGUCUGGCCGAGACGCAGAGGAGGCUGGAAAGGCUGGCCAUGCGCAGGCGCCUCCCUGUGGAUGUGCCCCCAGUGAUUAUAAAGGAAUGGUCGGCCUACAAGGGGAAGUCUCCACAGACUCCGGAGCUGGUGUCCGCCUUGACCUUCAGAGAGUGGACCUGUCCUAACUUGAAGAAGCUAUGGCUCGGCAAAGCUGUGGAGGACAAGAACCGCCGGAUGAGAGCUUUCCUGGCCUGCAUGAAGUCCGAUACUCCCAGCAUGCUGAACCCGGCCAACGUACCCACGCAUCUCCUCCUGAUGUGCUGCGUGCUGAGGUAUAUGAUGCAGUGGCCCGGAGGACGGAUAUUACUCAGGCACGAGCUGGACGCGUUCUUGGCGCAAGCCGUCUCCGCGCAGCUCUACGAACCAGAUCAGCUACAGGAACUCAAGAUUGAGAAGCUGGACGCCCGGGGAGUGCAGCUCGCGGCCCUGUUCAUGAGCGGGGUGGACACUGCGCUUUUCGCCAACGAUGCCUGCGGCCAGCCGGUCCCCUGGGAGCACUGCUGCCCCUGGAUCUACUUCGACGGAAAGCUAUUCCAGAGCAAGCUGAUCAAAGCGGGACGGGAGAAGGUUCCUUUAAUUGAGCUGUGUGAUGGGCAGGCAGAGCAGGCUGCCAAGGUGGAGAAGAUGAGGCAGAGUAUCCUGGAAGGAAUCAAUCUGAAUCGCCAGCCACCUCCCCCUCUCCUGCCUCCACCACCUUUCAUGCCCCCCAUGAUGCCACCGUUUUACCCCGUCUCCCUGUAUCCAAGAGCCAUGGGCUCCAUGCCCCCUCCACCACCUGGAAGGAACCGAGGCUUUUCAGGCGUUCAUCCCAUUCCUCCACAAGGGGGAAAACUAGAAAUCGCCGGGAUGGUGGUAGGCCAGUGGGCCGGCAGUAAACCCUCCCGUGGCCGAGGAGCAUUUGGCAUGCAGGUGGUGUCUGUUGGUGGCCCAGGAAAAGGUCGUGGAAGAGAAGCUCCUAACAAAGUAACUAAAACCAACAAAAAGGUGAACAAGCAGGGUUCGACAGACAGUCGCAGCACCUCCCAGGUGAACGGGACCAGCGGCAGCACCGCGCCGGAGGAAGAAUCCAGCCCUCAAGCCCUCGCAUGUGCCUUAUCCAGAGAGUGCAGCGACCCCUGCAGCAACGGCAGCCCCCCGCACUUCACCGGUAUAACCAGCGAGGGCAGCGACGUUUGCCAGGACGACAAACUGGGGCCCACGGCCCUUCAGAAAGAGGAGUGAGCAGCGCAGGGGCAUGCAGGGCCAGCGUUUGCCGAGGAAGAGGAGUGUGAUGGAGCGGAGCGCUGGAAAGGGAACAGGCAACCCCAGGACUUCUUAGGUAGGCAGCACCCCCCACC
Spea bombifrons (plains spadefoot toad) is the source of this 3449-nucleotide messenger RNA. RefSeq names its product family with sequence similarity 120C (gene FAM120C). The transcript is spliced from 16 exons. Bases 211 to 3333 code for a protein of 1040 amino acids. NCBI's taxonomy places the organism in Eukaryota, Metazoa, Chordata, Amphibia, Anura, Pelobatidae. The record is from RefSeq and is a predicted model, not a curated record. Gene Ontology annotation, cellular component: nucleus.